Hippocampus zosterae (dwarf seahorse) is the source of this 1893-nucleotide messenger RNA. Its product is annotated as zinc finger protein 260-like. Lineage: Eukaryota; Metazoa; Chordata; Actinopteri; Syngnathiformes; Syngnathidae. The coding region runs from base 107 to 1645 and encodes 512 amino acids. The transcript is spliced from 3 exons. Gene Ontology annotation, molecular function: DNA-binding transcription factor activity; RNA polymerase II cis-regulatory region sequence-specific DNA binding. The record is from RefSeq and is a predicted model, not a curated record. Gene Ontology annotation, biological process: regulation of transcription by RNA polymerase II.
UCCACCAUUAUUGUCAGAGGAAGAAACGAGGAACGUCCGUCAACCCGAACUCCUUACGAGCGAAACGAAUGUGAAGACAGACCAGUAAAGCUGCGGUGGUAAAGCAAUGUCGUCGUGUCAGUACAUUCGACAUUUUGUCAACGAGCGACUAGCUGCUGCCGCGGAGGAGAUUGCCGGCGUCUUCAUAAAUACUCUCGUCGAGUAUGAAGAGGAGAUCAGACGUCAGCGUCAGCUUCUGGACGACGUUCGGAAACCAGGAAUAAAGCUACACAGAACAGACCAACAAGAGCAAGAUGUCGACAAGCAACAGGAAGUUCUCGCUGCGUCCUCCUGGCCCAGUGAGAACCAAGAAGUCCCAGAACCUCCUCAAAUUAAAGAAGAGCCCCGCAGCAGUCAGGAUGGAGACGAGUCAGACACGAAACUAGAGCUCGAUAAUUUCAGACAGAUUUCCGUUUGUCAGGAAAGUUAUAACACAGACAGUUACCCUCUGAACUCGAGUCCUGGUGAAAGUCAGAAUCACUUCGAAGAGUUCGACUGCGACAACGAUGCCUUUUUGCACAGCAGCAAUGCUGAUGAGUGUCAGCAUGACAAAAAAACUGAGCAUGGACAUUCGGGAAAGAAUUUAGAGGCAGAAUUGAAGCAGAGGCUUGACAAGACAAAGAAUCACGACAUCCAACAGCAAGAUGUCCCCAAGCAACAUGAGGUUGUCACUCGGUCAUCCUGGUCCAGUGAGGAGCAACAGGAGCCAGAAUCUACGGAGAUAAAAGAAGAACCUCACACAAGUCAGGAGGAAGCGGGGCCGGGAAUAAAGCAAAGGCUGGAUCCCUCGACCUAUUUUCCCGUUUGUCCCGAAAGUUCCCAUAGAGAAGAUCGGGUUUUGGACUCUGAGAAAAAUACAGAGCCAACGCUUGACAUCCUCGGCGGGUACAGUCCAUGCGCACAAUCAAGAAUCCACAAAGGGGAGAAACGAUGCGUUUGCAGCCUGUGCGGGAAACGAUUUUACAAUAAAACAACACUGAAGUUGCACACGAUGAGCCACACGGGCGAAAAGCCGUACGCUUGCGACACCUGCGGGAACCGAUUUACCGUCGUCGCCAUGUUGAAUCGGCACAUGAAGAUCCACACGGGUGAGAAACCGUACCCCUGCGGCCACUGCGAAAAGAGAUUUAGUGACAAAACAGCACUGCGGGUCCACAUGAGGACUCACACGGGCGAGAAGCCGUACCCUUGCGGCAUGUGCGAGAAAAGACUGAGCAGCGCCACGGCCCUCAAGGUUCACAUGAGGACUCACACGGGAGAGAAACCGUUCCGCUGCAACACCUGCGGGGGAACUUUCCGAGCCAAGACGGCGCUGAAAAGCCACACGAGGAUUCACACCGGCGAUAAACCGUACACCUGUGACUUCUGCGACAAGAGACUGAGCAGCACGACGGCGCUGAAGGUUCACUUGAGGACACACACGGGCGAGAAGCCGUACCCUUGCGGCAUGUGCGAGAAGCGGCUGAGUAGCACCGCCGCGCUUAAGAUUCACAUGAGGACUCACACGGGAGAGAAACCGUUCUCGUGCAACAUUUGCGGGAGUCGAUUUAGAGCAAAGGCGACAUUAAAAAUGCACGCGCGGAUUCACACAGGUGAAGCCGUGUGACUUUUGCCAUGCCAAGACGGACGCUUCACACGGCUUCGGUCGGAGCUGAAACAACAACCAUCCAUUCAGAGAGUUCUUGCUCCGAUUUAUCAUCCGAGUCACCUGCAACGUUGAAUUAAGGCAGGGGUGUCCAAACUUUUUGCCAAGGGGGCCAGAUUUUAUGUGGUAAAAUGUCGGGGGGCCGACUUUGGCUGACAUUCUUUACAUUGAACAACAAUAUUGUUCAACAAAUUUUAGUAAGCCAGUCU